This is a messenger RNA of Manihot esculenta (cassava), 1807 nucleotides long. RefSeq names its product mogroside IE synthase. Lineage: Eukaryota; Viridiplantae; Streptophyta; Magnoliopsida; Malpighiales; Euphorbiaceae. Gene Ontology annotation, molecular function: UDP-glycosyltransferase activity. The record is from RefSeq and is a predicted model, not a curated record. The transcript is spliced from 2 exons. The coding region runs from base 434 to 1807 and encodes 457 amino acids.
UAUAUAGCUGAGUACAGAGUCGAGUUUGAAGGGCUAUAUAUUUAUAUAUGCAAUUUAAAAAAUAACAAUAAUAAUAAUAAAAUAGCCAAGUUGGUUAAAAAUAUCUAUAGAUUGAUGGCAAUUAGCCUUCCCGUGAUAUACUGUCCUCUGUAGAUUGAUGGCUUUCCAUCUUUCGCCAAAAAGAAAAAAAGGAUUGAAUUAGGUCAAUGGACAACCGCCAUCAAGCCUGAUUAAGCCAAAUUUUGUUGGAUGGUAAAUAUACAUCUCAACAUAAGGAGACCAACAAUGGAUGGAUACAAGAAGCUUGCUAAGGAGACCAUCCACUUCUUAUGCGUCCAUCCAUUGCAUGCAUAUAUAUACAUACAUACAUACAUACUGGAUACAUACAUAUAACUAAGCCUAUCAGGAGCUGGGUUCAUUUUGCUUUGAAGAAAUGGCCGAUAAUCAAGAAAUCGUCAGCAAGACUCACGUAUUAGUUGUUUCAUUCCCAGCUCAAGGUCACAUAAACCCAUUGAUCCAAUUCGCCAAGCGACUAGCCUUCAAAGGACUCAAAGUAACACUACUCGUCUUCAUAACCAACGAGCUUCACCAGAUCCCAUCUUCCUCUAUCAGAGUAGAGACCAUUUCCUUUACUCCUCAAACCGAUAAUUCAAACUGCAUACAUGGCUCAUUCUUCAAAAACUUGCAAGAUUCUGUUUCUGCAAAUUUGCCAGAAUUCAUUGCCAAACAAACAAAAGAUGGGUCCCCAGUAAGUUGCAUUGUGUAUGAUUCAGCCAUGUCUUGGGUUCUAGACAUAGCCAGAGAGCUUGGGGUCGCCGGAGCUUCAUUUUUUACGCAGUCAAUUGCCGUUUGCGCCAUCUACUAUCAUCUUAAUGAAGGAAAGCUCAAGAUUCCCGUUGAGCAGCCGUCCGUGUCCCUGCCUGGGUUGCCGGAAUUAGAUACUUAUGAACUACCUUCAUUUGUUUACAACACCAAGGAUUAUCCACAGGUGUUAAGCGUAUUAUACAGUCAGUUUUCUAAUUUCAGAGAAGUUGAUUGGAUCUUCUUCAACACUUUCAACAUCCUGGAAGAAGAGGCAAUGAAUUGGAUGAGAAGCCUAAGGGAGAUCAAGGCAAUAGGGCCAACAAUUCCAUCAGUUUACAUCGGAAAACAGCUAGAAGAUGAUAAAGAUUAUGGCUGCAACCUUCUGAAAUCCAAUAACGAUUGCAUUGGGUGGCUAAACUCCAAGGAAACUGGCUCAGUUGUUUUUGUGUCAUUUGGAAGCGCAGCUGCGCUGGGAGAAGAGCAAAUGACAGAACUUGCUUGGGGCUUAAAGAGAAGCAACACAUACUUCUUGUGGGUAGUCAGAGAAACAGAGGAAAAAAAGCUUCCAAGUAACUUUGUAGAGGAGACAUCAGAGAAGGGAUUGGUUGUUCAAUGGUGCCUUCAGUUGGAGGUUCUGGCACACAAGGCUGUGGGGUGCUUUAUUACACACUGCGGCUGGAACUCGACGCUUGAAGGAUUAAGCUUGGGAGUUCCAAUGAUUGCUAUGCCACAAUGGACAGAUCAAUCAACCAAUGCAAAGUUCAUUGCCGAUGUUUGGAAGGUGGGGGUUAGAGCAAAGGUUGAUGAGAAAGGAUUGGUUUCAAAAGAAGAGGUAGAGCUUUGUAUUAAGGAAAUUAUUGUUGGAGAGAAAGGAAAUGAGAUUAGAAAAAAUUCAGACAAAUGGAAGAAAUUGGCUGAGGAAGCGGUAGAUACAGGUGGUAGCUCCGACAAGAGCAUAGAUGAAUUUGUUAAAGAACUAGUAAACAAGUCCAGUCAAUCAUAA